GUGCUCUUUAUAAACUAUUAAUGGAGCAUAAUGAAGACAUAGGAACGCACGGGAGUUCAUUACUUCUGCAUAAACGCGUUUCCUCGCAGGUAAUACAAGACAGGCAGGACUGGCCCAAUGGGAUUCCAUGUUGGGACUAGUGAAAGCCAAGGCGCGUUUUCCUAUUGGUGCUGUGAGCCGGCGUGGGCGGGGCCUAAGCGUGCGUCCUCACCAAAACAAGCUGGAUGCCUGCACCGAGACGAGCGUCACCAGAGUCCGGGAGCAGAGCGAGAGUUCGACCGAAUGGAGCCACCGACCCCGGCCUGAGCCUCCAGCAGAAACAAGGCAGGGCUGUCAGGGCUACUGUUAGUGGUGGGCGACAAUGGACCACAACACUGAGACCAGGAAGAUUACCUCUUACCUCCCCGACAGCUCCACCUCUGAGACCCAGAAACUGUCUCCACCCAGAGGCCCAGGUUGCAGCUGGCUGGUGGUGGUAGCAGCUGUAGCCGCUUCUUUGAGUGGCCUGAUGCUGGGUUAUGAAAUGGGCCUGACCUCCGGGGUCCUGCUGCAGCUGCGCGGACUCCUCUCCCUCUCCUGCCGGGAACAGGAACUGCUGGUCAGCUCCCACCUGCUCGGCGCUCUCCUCAUCUGCCUGGCCGGAGGUCCUGUGCUCGAUCGCUACGGCCGCCGCUGCUCUCUGCUGCUGAGCGACGCCCUGGUGGUCGCAGGGACCAUCGUGGUCAUCGCCGUGCCUUCGCUUGUCGCUAUCACACUCGGCCGGGUGAUCGUCGGCAUGGGCACGGCGCUGUCGGGGACGGCAGCGUGUCUGUACAUUGCAGAGAUCUCUCCGAGUGAGAGGAGGGGUCUGCUGGUGACACUGUAUGAGCUGAUGCUGGUUGUGGGCGUCAUGCUGGGAUUCAGCUGCAGUUACGCCUUCGCCACUCUGCCUCGUGGCUGGGCGUAUACGUUUGGACUAGUGAUCCCCCCUGCGCUGCUGCAAAUAGGUGCACUCCUCUUCCUCCCGUGCAGCCCGCGCUUCCUGGUCACUCAGGGCAAAGUGGAGCAGGCCAAGGCAGUGCUGCUCAGAAUGAGGGGCGGGCUUAAGGAACAUAUAGAGACGGAGCUCACAGACAUCCAAUCUGGACUAAAAGCGGAGUCAGAACACUCUUUCUGGGAGUUGUUCAGUGCCAAAUCCAACCUACGUUCCCGGCUGCUAACGGGUGUAGCUUUAGUUUUCCUCCAGCAGGUCACGGGUCAGCCCAACAUCCUGUCCUACGCUUCACCACUCCUCCUCAGUGUGGGCUUCAACAGUGACGCUGCAGCCACCUUGGCCUCCACAGGGUUCGGAGUGGUCAAAGUAAUCGGCACCAUCCCCGCUGUGCUGCUGGUCGACCGAUUGGGAACCAAGAGCUUUUUGUGCGUGGGUGCCAUUGCGAUGGGAAUUUCGCUGGCCGUGCUCGGCACACUGACGCUGCAAAGCCAUACUCACCUCACCAGUCUGUGUAAAAGUCACACGACACCAAACCUCACACACACCCUGUGGGAUUUAAACGGAACCUCGACAGACUUGGACGACAUUGAGUUUUCCUCCACCGGCCUCCCCGGCCAGUGGAGCGGCGAGGAGGCGCAGAGGACUAACAGAGAGGAUGAUGGGAUUGGGGAGCUGGGAGGAGGGAGGACUCGAGUAGAAGUGUCUCCCUCGCUGAAGUGGGCGUCACUGAUCAGUUUGCUGGUGUAUGUGGCAGCUUUCUCCAUUAGCCUCGGACCAAUGGUGUAUGUGGUUCUCAGCGAGAUCUUUCCGAUGGGAGUCAGAGGCAGGGCCGUGUCUGUGGUGUCCGCAGUGAACUGGGCCACCAACCUGCUCAUCUCCAUGACCUUCCUCACCUUCACUGAAAGGAUCGGUGUUCCCAAUGUGAUGUUCCUCUACUCCGCCAUGAGCUUUGUUCUCCUGGUGUUCGUCAUCCUCUGCGUGCCUGAAACCAAAGGUCGCACUCUGGAGGAGAUAUCUAAGGAACUGGCCAAGAAGAAGCCUUUCCAGGUGAACCUCUUUCGGCAGGUGCAGCCUAAGGAGAGUCUGAUCAGCGGCACCACGUCGCCAGAGGUGCCGGUGAACAUCUGAGACCUUUUACCAACUGUGGACCUCAGUCGAGCUGAAGCAUUGAGGAAAACAAACAUUUAAGUAGAGCUGUUCAGACAUGCACUGAACUCCGGACAUUUUCCAGACAUUUUCCAGAUGGGCUGUACGAGUCAGUUGCUCUGGAUAUUUCCCGGAACUUUUCAGUUAAAUGUCUGGAAAGUGUCCGAGAGAUCCCGCGUGAGAAUACAGCAGGAAAAUGUCCGGAAAACCUGCAAGAGAUGCAAAACUGGAAGAAUACAAAUAUCUCAGGAUGAAAAAAGAAGUGCCAAACACGUAGAAGACGCCAGUGUCAACUUGGAAAGACAAGAUUUUAGAGCUUUUAGACAAUAAAACUGAAGCGGGUGUAGAUGUGCUGUAAAUAAAAACAUGUGAUUUCUCUAUCCGAAUUUCUACAUCAUGUCCUGCCUCCUGCACGUUCUACCUAGACGCCGGCCCUUCGCCUGAUUGUUCCGGACAGUUUCCUGUUGACGUGACGCAAGAUAAAAUCCUUCUAUGUUCUUCAUAUGUAUAAAAACUCCAGAGAAUGUCUAGACCCAAUUUUAUGGACAUUUUCCAAACUUCAUGUCUGAAAAGAGCUGUAUUGUCUCGGUCAUAUACAGGUAGUUGCUUCUAGCUUCAGAUAAGGAACAUUAAUGAUGGUGGAAAUUACACAAACAAUUCAGUAGGGAAUAGGAUAAUGGAAAAGUAGCUCAGGGUUCACAUGUUUUUUUACAACUCUAUUCCAUUUGAAUAUACUUUAAUGCUGAUAGGGAUUUUCCACCUUAGGCUCAAACGAGUCACACCAUUUAUGUACAAGGAUGUAUUGUGACCUGAAAUGACACAGUAGUGUGUGCGUGUGUGUGUCUGUGAGUGUAUGAUAAGUACACAUUAGUCUCAGGAAGAGCUGCGUGUCAUUUACAUUUUAUGGGAACAAGCUCGUGAUAAUGAAUGAACACAACAGGCUCCACUGGUUUACUGCUGAAUCCUCAAACUAGAAAACAUACUGAAUCCAUCAGGGUAAAUCAUUUAUCAACAAGUUCUGUUGUGGUACGAGAAAGUUUUGUUUCACUUUUGUCAUUGAUGCCAAAAUGAAACUUAGUUAAUCAACAAGUUGAAUGUCUUGCAGCGAGAAAAGAAUAAUGCACAUUUGAAUCUGUACUUUUGAAUGUAGAGAUGUAUUUAAGUCUGUCACAUUGAAAACACAUUUUAAAGAGUAUUCUGUUGAGACUGGUGAAUACAACCUGUAAUAAGGAUAAAUGGAAAAAUAACGAUUAAAAGGACUUAGGAGAGA
This is a messenger RNA of Hippoglossus stenolepis (Pacific halibut), 3389 nucleotides long. RefSeq names its product solute carrier family 2 member 12 (gene slc2a12). NCBI's taxonomy places the organism in Eukaryota, Metazoa, Chordata, Actinopteri, Pleuronectiformes, Pleuronectidae. The transcript has 6 exons. Gene Ontology annotation, molecular function: transmembrane transporter activity. Gene Ontology annotation, cellular component: membrane. The coding region runs from base 362 to 2101 and encodes 579 amino acids. The record is from RefSeq and is a predicted model, not a curated record. Gene Ontology annotation, biological process: transmembrane transport.